Molecule: messenger RNA, 1662 nt
Organism: Physella acuta
Lineage: Eukaryota; Metazoa; Mollusca; Gastropoda; Physidae
Product: S-adenosylmethionine decarboxylase proenzyme
Biological process (GO): spermine biosynthetic process; spermidine biosynthetic process
Cellular component (GO): cytosol
Molecular function (GO): adenosylmethionine decarboxylase activity
Source: RefSeq, a predicted model, not a curated record
UAGCCUGUGCGCUUAUUCGCUACUGCUACUCAGUCUGGAUAGGUUUAUUCGUCAUGGCUGCUGCCACUGGACAACAUUUUUUUGAAGGGACUGAAAAACUGCUGGAAGUCUGGUUUUCUUCCUCUGUAAAUGAUAAAACAUGCGAUCUGCGAACGAUUGAAAGAAAAGAUUGGGAGAAGCUUUUAAAGCUUGUAAGAUGUGAGAUCAUCAGCUGUAUGAAGCAUGAUGAUAUGGAUUCAUAUGUUUUAAGUGAAAGCAGUAUGUUUGUUACACAGAACAGAUUUAUUCUGAAAACUUGUGGGACCACAACUUUGCUUAUUGCAGUGAAACAUUUAGCCCAGCUGGUAAAAAGAGAGUGUGGCUUUGAUACAAUUGCAGACAUUUUCUAUUCUCGCAAAAAUUUUACUCGUCCAGAACUUCAGCAUUACUUGCACCAGUCUUUUGACAAGGAAGUGGAUCAUUUGGAUCAGAUGUUCACAAAUGGUGCUGCCUAUGUGCUUGGUAGGAUGAAUAAAGAUUGUUGGUACCUUUACACUCUUGAGAAUGGUGGUGUUGAAACACCAGAUCAAACAUUUGAGUUGCUGAUGUGGGACAUGUGCCGCAGUAAAAUGGAAAUCUUUACUCGUGAAGUAUCUGUUGAUGGUAAAGAUGCUACUCAGAAAUCAGGCAUAUGUGACAUAAUCCCUGGGAUCCAGAUUGAUGACUAUCUCUUUGAUCCUUGUGGGUACUCAAUGAAUGGACUCAUGCCUGGGGGCUACUACAUAACAAUCCAUGUUACACCAGAGCCACACUGCAGCUAUGUCAGUUUUGAAAGCAAUGUUCCCCAGGAAUCUUAUCAGGGUCUGAUUAGAAAGGUGCUGGAUGUUUUCAAACCUGGGAAAUUUUUGAUGACUGUUUUUGCAAACAAUGCAUCGAUUGCUAAAGAUACCCACAAACAUAUGGAAAAACUGGAGAGAAUUGAAGGAUAUGUCAGGAGUGAUCAUCAGUUCUGCAGCCUGAAGAACUACUACCUGACUUACACCCAGUUCUCCCGUCCCGUUAUUUAGGAGACCGUGUGCAGGGGCCUUAUUUGGGUGCGUCGUCAUAACCAACAGCGUUUGAGGAGGGGGCGGCUAGAGGGAAUGGCUCAGUCUUGUAGCCAUAAAGAUGUCCCCUCUCAGCUGAAGACGCACUUGAGGCCUGCCUGCACACCAUGUGUGAUGCUAGUUAGCAAUGUCAAGUCUAGAUUUUCUUACUCUCAUUUCUACUUCAGUCGGUGUUUUUCCUAUUUCUCACGUGUGUGUCCUCGCUUUGUUUUUCGUUUUUGUUUGCGCUGUCAGAUUUUUGUGUGGCGUUCUCGCAAGGGGAGAAAGAAGCUGAGUGUCAGGAAGGGGUACAUUGUACGCAAGCCUAAAUAGUAUUUUUUGUGGUGGCCAUUCUGAAUGGUGUUUUAAAAUCUUUGUCGAAAACCCACAUUCGACCUAAAAAAUACAGAGCAUUCAGUUGUGUGGAGCCAGGUUCAUUCAAAGCUGUAUUGGACAUAAUUAUGUCAAGAAAUGUUGCAGCAAGAGGUUCAAUAGAUACGCCUACUUGAAGGCAUGGUACAUAUCAGUUAUCUCAGUUGAUGAGAUUUUGUUCUAGAGAUAAGAGGUUGUCGCUUGUGUUUUUUUUUAACUUGUGUUU